UAGAGUUUCCCUGUACAGCAUCAGCAUUAUCACAACAUAAUUCUAUCUCGAUCACGCCGCAUAAGUGAACUCCAAUCACAUAAUGUCCUCUGCCAAACAGACAGUCCUCGCCAUUGGUGGAACCGGGGCUCAAGGAAUAUCAGUCGUGAAAGGGCUUGCCCGAGAUUCCAAAUACAACGUCCGCGUUCUAACCCGCUCCACCAAAUCCAAACCAGCACUCGAGCUCGCCGCCCUGCCAGGAGUUACAAUCGUAUCAGGUGACGGUUACAACGAAGCAGGUCUUCACUCUGCGUUCUCAAGCGGAAUUGACAUCGCCUUCGUCAACACGAACGGCUUCGCAAUCGGAGAAAAAGCCGAAAUAUACUGGGGCAUCCGUAUCUUCGAAAUCGCAGCCGAGCACGGCGUCAAGCAUUUCAUCUGGGCGAACCUAGAAUCCUCGUACAAAGUCAGCGGAUAUCAGCCCAGGUUCCGAACUGGACAUUUCGACGGCAAGCACAAAGUCGCAGAUUGGAUUAGUGCUCAGCCAAAAGAUGGACUCAUGAAAUGGAGUAUUUUGACUAGUUGUAUGUAUUUGGAGAUGUUCUCCGAGCUAUUGCGUCCAUUUCCUGAGACGAUUAACGGGGAAGAAGUCAUGGUUUUCAAGGCUCCUGUCGGUGAUGGACGUCCACCCAUGAUAUUCCUAGAGGAUCUCGGUCGAUAUGGCAGAUGGCUGAUCGACAAUCCCGAGAAGAGCAGUGGGAUGAACCUGAAAAUCUCAACCGAUCAAGUGGGAUGGGAAGAAGUUGCGCAAGCGUUCACUGAAGUUACUGGCAAGAAGGCGGUAUUCAGAGAUGUUACCCUUGAUGAAUAUUUUGCAUCUGGAGCUUUCCCGGAUCCGGAUGCUAAAGUCGGACAUUCGGUUGGACAUGAUGACGAUACUUUGCAGACGUAUAGAGAGAAUUUCUCUGGGUUUUGGAACACUUGGAAAGAGAAUGUUUUGCAAAGGGAUGAUGAGGUGUUGGAUGAGAUAUUACCAACGCGGGUUAAGAGCAUCAAGGAGUGGAUGCAGAUUACCGGUUAUACAGGCAAGCCAGGGAGUGUUUUGAAGGAUUAUUCUGAUGCGAGGAGAGCGCCGAAGGUGGAAGUAUAAGGAGUUGAGUUAUAGG
Messenger RNA from Mollisia scopiformis, 1145 nucleotides. RefSeq names its product NAD(P)-binding protein. The coding region runs from base 83 to 1129 and encodes 348 amino acids. NCBI's taxonomy places the organism in Eukaryota, Fungi, Ascomycota, Leotiomycetes, Helotiales, Mollisiaceae. The transcript has 2 exons. The record is from RefSeq and is a predicted model, not a curated record.